AUGUCAAUAGUUUCAAUUGAAGAUUUAUCUAAUGAACUUUUUUAUGAAAUAUUUGAAUAUCUUGAUAGUGGUGAAAUCUAUCAAGCAUUUUUCAAACUAAAUCAUCGUUUUCAACAACUUCUCAAUUCUUCAUCUCUUCUAUUAAAAAUAAAACUUUAUUAUUCAGAAUCGAAAGAAACAAUGAUGAAUAAUUACAAACAUAUUUUUCUUUACAAUAAAAAUCAAGUAUUAUCAAUUCAUUUAUGGUUAUCAACAAAUAAUAAUCAAAUUAUGUCAUCGUUUACUAUUGAUUUAUCAUUUAUUCGUCUUGAAUCUCUUGUUUUUAGUCUUAUUGAACCAGAUUUACUUAUUUCACUUCUUCCGAAAUUAACUAAUCUACCUCGUCUUUUCUCAUUAACAAUUGAUACGUGGUCUGAUCUAAAAGAUCUCGGCAAUAUUUAUCAAUUGAUUUUUAAUCUUCCAAAAUUGAGAUAUAUCAAAUAUAUAGCAAUGGAAUCCAAUGAUGUUGAUAUAACUAUUUCAUUGCCAAUUGCUACCAAUAAACAAGUCAAUGCUAUUGAAUAUCUUAUUAUUGAUCAUCCUUGUGCUUACGACGAACUUUCUACUAUAAUAUCAUAUACACCACAACUUCGUCGUCUAAAGUUUUUGAAUUUAAGUGAAAAAGAAUUUUAUUUAAAAUAUAAUGCACAUUUUGAUGAUAAUUAUGAAACUCCAAUGUACAUUGGAAAGCAAGAUCAAUUCAGUUCUCUAUUUUGGAUCGAACGACAAUGGAUACUAGAAAUUGAAAUCGAAUAUGAUAAUUUGAUGUAUUCAAUCCGUCCAUAUAAAAAAAGAUGGUAUGAAUAUAAUACACAACAUACAAUAAUCAAUUCUUUCGUUCAAUUAUCUAAAUCCACACGACUUAUUUUAGUCAAUGCAUCUCCUGAAGGAUGGUCUAAAUCAUUAACCAUAAAUAAAUAUAUUAAUCAUGUUUUAACUGUAACAAAAAUUCAUCAUAUAGAAAUUCAUGAAGAAUUAUCUAUUGGUAAAUUAAGCGAAAUUUUAUAUUUAUUACCUGAACUUGAUUCAUUACAAAUCUUUUCUUUAUCAUUUUCACAAUCAACAUGUUUAUCGAAGGAAGAACUUGAAGGUCUUUUAUUUUUAUCAACUAAAAAUCGAAUUACAAAACUUUUUCUCAAGAAGAUAACAUUGAUAGAAGAACUUUAUUUUCUGAUGGAAAUUUUUCCUCAUAUCAAUCAUCUUCAAGUUAAUUUGAUUUAUUCUAUGGAUAUUGAAUUAUUUGUGCGACUUAUUUUAAUACAUAUAAUGACCAAAUCUAAUCAUCCACUUCGAUUAUUAUGUUUUCCUAUAGUAGCAGCAGAUGAUGAAAUGGUUCAAAAAUUAGAAAAAAUGAUCAAUGUUGAGAAUCUACUUUUUGAUUUUAUGAUGAAACGUGUAAUAAAUGAAAUCUAUUUACAAUGGAAAUAA
This is a messenger RNA of Rotaria sp. Silwood1, 1467 nucleotides long. Lineage: Eukaryota; Metazoa; Rotifera; Eurotatoria; Philodinida; Philodinidae. The record is from the annotation of a GenBank genome assembly.